Marasmius oreades (fairy-ring Marasmius) is the source of this 1775-nucleotide messenger RNA. RefSeq lists its product as uncharacterized. The transcript has 7 exons. Bases 64 to 1488 code for a protein of 474 amino acids. Gene Ontology annotation, molecular function: protein binding. The record is from RefSeq and is a predicted model, not a curated record. NCBI's taxonomy places the organism in Eukaryota, Fungi, Basidiomycota, Agaricomycetes, Agaricales, Marasmiaceae.
CCUCUCCCAUCCAUGGAUGAAUAGUUACCAUGUGUCCAGAAGUCUGCAGUAACCUUGAUAGCGAUGUCUUCCAUUCACCUUCUACCCUACGAAUUACUUCACCAUGUCGUCGACGUGCUUAGGGAUGAUUACCAGACGCUCGCAAGAUGUUGUCUAGUAAAUCGAGACUUCAGCACUACGGUUUCUCCAUUCCUUUAUAGAUGUGUCAAGCUGCGCAUCGGAUCGUUAACGCAGCCCGAAAUGAUCGAACUGCACUUGCAAUCCGCUUGUCUCCACCAUAAUCGUCUUCAUGUGAAGGUAAUAGUUCUGGAAGGAAGUAUCGGUUGGCGUGAACCAAGGUCCGGGACGUUGAUAUAUGCUUUCCAGCAUCUUCCGAAUCUCCAAUCUGUCACGCUUAACAUGACCGGCUGGGUAUCCCCACAAGAUAACCUAAAUCCUUCAACAUUUGCUCGACUAUUUACGUUAAUACGAGACCUUCCUUCGCUCACCGAACUAGUGUCCAACUGGGUCAUAGGUUACCCCAAUGACUCUGUCGUUGCGGAGUUGGUGAAGCCUGAGUUGCGAAAACUCAAGCUGAUUUCAGUUUCGACUGGUGUUAUAGAACAUUUCCCCCGCUGGCUGCGGGUUGCCUCAAAAAGCCUAAAUGAGCUACAAAUCCAAACUAGAGAAUGGGGUCCUCACUACUUAUCCCGAUUUCUCAGCGUCUUCCAAAUGUCUGCACCCAGUUUGCAUAACCUGCAGACCCUACAAAUCGGAUUUCUUGAAAGAUCGUCAGACGAAGGCUUGUUCACCGCUUUGGUCCAUCUCCCUCGUCUUGAGAAUCUGUGUCUCUCGUACGACCUUCCGUUCCACAGGCGCUCAUCGUUCGAUCCGAUGUCCAAUACGAAUGCACUCCCUUUCGGCAGCUUACCCUCUCCGAAAUCUCUUAAGUCUUUCACGCUUCGUUACAAGACUCACAGUUAUGACGAAUAUCCACUUGCAACCAACAAUGUAUGUCGGUGGAUCAAACACGUUAUCUCAGCAUCCCCGAUCGAGGAGUUGAAUUUCAUCCCGUUUUACCGACCACGAACCCGCAAUCCAGUCUCAAAACAAAGCUGGGAUUUGCUCAUAGAUCACUUAGCCGACAAGCAUAGCAAAACAUUGAAGUAUCUCGAUUUACGGGCAGCUUUUGUAAAGAAACGUUCACUGGAAACGUUACUCCGGAAGUGCCAUUUGUUGGAAGAGCUUUCAAUCGGGACAAGCCGAGGAUCACUGUUCGCCUUCAUCCGGCAUUCCUCAGACCUGCUACAUCUACGGCGGGUUCGCUUUGAGCUUCGAACUCUAAAAAGGGGUUUUGAUCAAACGACUGCCACGUCCGAUGAAGUCACGGAGGUCAUGAAGAGCGCACCAUCACUCAGGAGAGUAAUUAUCAACGACAGCGAGUGGCUGGGAUCUUGGGUAUUGGAUGGAGAAAACGGUCUCAAACGCAUCAUAAAUAAAAUGGUUUGACCUAAAGUCCCAUCUCUGGUGGAGGGUGGCUCUUAGGCUGGGAUGCUCGCUACACGCUAGUUUCAAUUUAACAAACAAAAACUCUGCCGUCAGGUUGGAGCAUGAAUGUGUUGCUGUGAACCCAGGACAAACGGUCCACGUUCAUGUCACCGUUCCAACUUCCCAUACCAGAUUGUGCACCAAAGAGGCUACGCGUUCGUCGAGUUCAUGAUUGUCGAUGCUGCCAAUCGUAAAUUUCUGAUGUAGAUAUCCUUCGUAAAUGAGUCUGCAUUUAAAUAGAUACACAC